Molecule: messenger RNA, 716 nt
Organism: Aspergillus piperis CBS 112811
Lineage: Eukaryota; Fungi; Ascomycota; Eurotiomycetes; Eurotiales; Aspergillaceae
Exons: 4
Coding region: 215-577 (120 amino acids)
Source: RefSeq, a predicted model, not a curated record
GAGCUAAACUAAGAGUAAAUAAUACCCGGGGAUUUGUUGUAUGCCUACCGGUCCUGUCUAUUUUUUGCUUUCUCUGUGGAUGGAUGAUCGUGAUCAUAAGGAAGAAGAAGAGGAGGAGGAGAAGGAGACAGAAGCCGAAGUCUUGCCCUUCUUCCCCGCAGUUUUCUUAUUUGUAUUAAUAGGAUUCUAUUAGUGAUAAUAAUAAUAAUUUAAUAUGAACUAUGGCUCGGGUCAGGCCAUCCGUCAUGUUUCUGUCUGUCAUACUAAAAGACUGACUGUUCUGCUCACUUUUCUCCUUAGGUCACGCGAGGUGUGCCCUUUUGGUCAUUCACUGCACGCGGUUCUGGUCCUUCUCUUUUUUUCCGUCCUGAGGAUUUCGUUCUUUUGUUUUUCUUUUUCUUUUUCGUUUUCGCUUUGGUUUUGUGCUGGCAUUUCUGCUUGUGUUGAUGUGAGCACGAAGCGUGUUUCUGGAUUGAUCGUUGGCUUCAUCCCUUUUGGGGGAGAUGAGCCAAAGCCAGACCCGCGAGCAACGGGGAAAGCGACAAAAGAACGAGGGAAGUUCUGGUGCAGAGUAUAACUGUUGAUCAACAAGAAACAAAUAACCGACGAGCGAACGAGCAGAAAUUCAUCAUAAUUCACGGUGCAGAUACAAAUGUAUCUCCUCCAUCCCCCGUCGGUCUUCUUACGCUUCAGUGCUGUCGGGGACCGCCGCUCUC